Molecule: messenger RNA, 894 nt
Organism: Zophobas morio
Lineage: Eukaryota; Metazoa; Arthropoda; Insecta; Coleoptera; Tenebrionidae
Gene: 140up
Product: RPII140-upstream gene protein
Exons: 5
Coding region: 74-880 (268 amino acids)
Cellular component (GO): mitochondrion
Source: RefSeq, a predicted model, not a curated record
UCACCCUAGAACCACCCGAAAAACUAGGUUAUGUAACCGGCAACAUAACCCUAUGACAUAACCUAAAAGUAAAAUGAUACGAAAUGCUUUAAAAACGACUUUCGCGCUUAAUAUUUUCGGAACGAGUGACGUCGGGAGUCAAGAUCUGUUAAACAGGAGUACGCAAACGGAAAAAAAGGCGGACAUAGCGAAAAUCGAGAAUGAGACAGGUUGGGAGAGGGUGCAACGAAUGUUCCAAGUGGACGAGUUUGGCGAACUUAGCAAAGAGGUGGUCACGGUGAUGCACGUAGGGGCGAUGAGCCUGUUCGUCGGGGCCCUCUAUGGGGGCGUCAUUCAUAGUCGAGUGGCUUACAUGAACUUUAUAAAAAACAACCAAGCGACGGCUUUUAAUGACCACUUAGAGGCAAAAAAACGUCUACAAGACGCAGUCACGAAAAGUUUUGGCAAAGGGGCGUGGAAAUGGGCGUGGAGGUUGUCCCUUUUUUGCUCCACUUUUGUAGGCGUUUCAACUACCAUAUCUGUAUAUAGAGGGAAAACAGGGAUUUUGGAUUAUGUUGCAGCAGGUUUAGUUAGCGGUUCGCUGUACAAGUUAAAUUCGGGGCCGCGAGGGAUGAUUGUAGGUGGCGGUUUAGGGUCAGUGUUAGGACUAAUGGCGGGUUCAGUCACUCUAGGAAUCCUCAGUUUAACAGGAAUGACAAUGGAAGAGGCGCGGUAUUGGCAGUACUACUGGCGACAGGAAAGGCAAAACUACAUCCAGAAAAGCCAGGCCGAAUACUGCGCCAAAGAGGAAGGAGGGAUGAUUCUGUACCACAACGAAAAAAUCGGUGCGGCCGGAAAGGAUCUACAAAAUUUAGAAAAACGUGUUGAAAACAGUAAAUAAAUGUAUAAAGAUUG